UUCAAUGGAGCACCUACCAGUUCAUUUGGCAGAUGAAGCACGAUUGGCUGGUCCAGUGCAGUAUCGGUGGAUGUAUUCUUUUGAACGAUAUUUGAGGACAUUGAAAAAUCAUAUCAGAAACAAAGCCAAGGUUGAAGGAUCCAUCAGCAAUGCAUAUAUACUAGAGGAAAUGUCCACCUUCUCUUCAUAUUACUUUGAGGAUCAUGUGACUACAAAGUGGAGAAAUUUGCCUCGCAAUAUUGAAGAGUCUGUUGAAGAAAAUGAUGAUCCUAAUCAACUCUUAAUCUUCAAACCAGUUGGACGUCCGAUUGGGCGAAUGGCAAAGAGAUACAUGGAUCCUCAAGAAUACAUUGCUGCGCAUAUGUAUAUUUUGAGCAAUUGUGCGGAGGUUGCAAACACAUAUAUCAAGAUCUUCGAGGACGAAAUGCGCUAUGUAAAUCCUUCACUAACCGAAGCGGAGUUAGAGAGUGCUUUCGACAACGAUUUUAUGGUGUGGUUUGGCCAUUAUGUAAGAUGUGACAAAUUUAUAUUCAAUAUACAUUUACUUGACUAAAAAUGGGCUUGCAAACCUAAAGUAUUGUGUGUAACAGGUGAUUCACCCUUCUAACAAUGAUUUGAACCCGUAUAUCAAGUCGCUUGCAGCCGGGCCUUUAACUGAGAUUGAAACAUACUCCGGGUAUUUUGUGAAUGGCUAUAGAUUUCACACGACUGAUCUUGAUGGAGAGCGCGCAACUGUGAACAGUGGCGUGUGCAUAAAAGGCUCGGUCUAUGGUAGAGAUGUGCAAGACUUUUAUGGGCGUCUACAAGAGG
This is a messenger RNA of Salvia miltiorrhiza (redroot sage), 810 nucleotides long. RefSeq lists its product as uncharacterized. The record is from RefSeq and is a predicted model, not a curated record. The transcript has 2 exons. Lineage: Eukaryota; Viridiplantae; Streptophyta; Magnoliopsida; Lamiales; Lamiaceae. The coding region runs from base 5 to 553 and encodes 182 amino acids.